Messenger RNA from Spea bombifrons (plains spadefoot toad), 792 nucleotides. It is a transcript of the gene MSRB1, whose product is annotated as methionine sulfoxide reductase B1. Gene Ontology annotation, molecular function: peptide-methionine (R)-S-oxide reductase activity. The transcript has 4 exons. NCBI's taxonomy places the organism in Eukaryota, Metazoa, Chordata, Amphibia, Anura, Pelobatidae. The record is from RefSeq and is a predicted model, not a curated record.
CCCAGGCUUUACUGCGUGAUAUUUAGAACUCGCUGAAGUCGCUUGCUGGGUCAGUCGGUGCGGAGUGGUGGCCGGCGAGGGUCAGUUGUAGCCAGUGUCGCAGCGCCAUGUCUUUCUGCUCGUUCUUUGGCGGGGAGGUCUAUAAGGAUCACUUCCAGAACGGAAUAUAUGUAUGCUCCAAGUGCGGCUAUGAGCUCUUCUCCAGCCGAACCAAAUUCGAGCAUUCUUCUCCGUGGCCGGCUUUCUCAGAACCCAUCCACGAAGACAGCUUGUCGAAAUACGUGGAGCGCCCGAACGCCCUGAAGGUCUCCUGCGGGAAGUGCGGGAAUGGACUGGGCCAUGAAUUCCUAAACGACGGGCCGAAGAAGGGGCAAUCCCGCUUCUGAAUAUUCAGCAGCUCGCUGAAAUUCGUUCCCAAAGACAAAGUCGACGGGAGCGCGAAGUGAGAGUAAAGACCGGGAGAAUGUAAAGAUCGCUUGGACCGCUGCGUAGUCUGACGCCGGAUGAAUUGCCCCGAGAUAAAGCCUUUUCUGGACGUCUGGGGCGACGAGGAUCACGCGUCGGACUGCGAUGGGGUCCGGGGCUUUCUGCUGCUGCACGCUUGUAAUUUCGAUGGUUACGUUUCACGGUCCGCAGCGAUCUCACACCUGAGGACGCCGGUACCACAAUUUAUUUUAAUUUAAUUUAAAUGGAUGAAUGUUGGCUAAUGACCUGGUUGAACUCAGGUGGAUCCAUUCUUGGUACAUGCUGUUGUGAUCAUAAUUCUUCUUGGGUUGCCGACUUGGCCGUAUC